GCGGGUACAAAGAUGAACCGCUCAGUAUUCAUUCUUCCCAUUCUUUUUUCCCUUGCUAUUGCGGCCAAACGGAAUCCGACUUACAAGGCUUGCUGCCGCAUUGAGGAAGCAAAGUUGGAAAAGCAACUUGGAUACAAUGGGUACCACCCUCCCGAAUGGCUCAAACGACUCAAAUGUGACUCGGAAUGUAGCCAUCUGCAAGGUAAAAGAAAGGCUGGAUUUCCCAAGAAGAGAGUAGACAACUUUUGAAAGUUCCAAUAAAGACUUUGUUAUUGUGAUUCAUCAAAUCUUGUGUAGUAU
Molecule: messenger RNA, 300 nt
Organism: Cylicocyclus nassatus
Lineage: Eukaryota; Metazoa; Nematoda; Chromadorea; Rhabditida; Strongylidae
Source: the annotation of a GenBank genome assembly